Messenger RNA from Glossina fuscipes, 2647 nucleotides. Its product is annotated as sodium-dependent serotonin transporter. The record is from RefSeq and is a predicted model, not a curated record. The transcript is spliced from 8 exons. The coding region runs from base 95 to 1993 and encodes 632 amino acids. Gene Ontology annotation, molecular function: serotonin binding; serotonin:sodium:chloride symporter activity. Gene Ontology annotation, biological process: serotonin uptake; sodium ion transmembrane transport. Lineage: Eukaryota; Metazoa; Arthropoda; Insecta; Diptera; Glossinidae. Gene Ontology annotation, cellular component: membrane; neuron projection.
AAAAAAAAAAAGCAAAAAAAAAAACUGUCAACUCACAACUGCCGCAAUCAUAUUUGAACACCUUCCGUUGACUGAUAACGCUAUAGCAGAUAUAAUGGAUCAUUCAAAGAAGCCGAACAAUAGUAAUGAAUUUGUUAACAAUUUAAGAGCAACAACGGCAAUAAGUAGUAGUCCAUCCAUACCAUGGAGUAAUAAUAAAGAUUCACCAACGGCUCUCGCCGAAGACGACUCAAAUGAAGAUGAUGCCGAUAAUAAUACGACACCAGAGAAAACAACAUAUCAGCUAACAUCCAAACUGAAGACUAAUGAGCGAACUCUAGUUGUCUCUGUUACGGAGCGUCGCCGAGAAACCUGGAAUCAAAAAGCCGAAUUCCUUUUAGCGGUAGUUGGAUUUGCUGUUGAUCUAGGCAACGUUUGGCGUUUUCCGUAUAUUUGCUAUCAAAACGGUGGCGGAGCAUUUCUUAUACCCUACUGCAUUAUGUUAGUAUUUGGCGGUUUGCCUUUGUUCUACAUGGAAUUAGCAUUGGGUCAGUUUCAUCGUUGCGGUUGCAUAAGUAUAUGGAAACGUAUAUGUCCGGCUUUAAAAGGUGUUGGUUAUGCUAUCUGCAUCAUUGACAUAUACAUGGGAAUGUACUACAAUACGAUUAUUGGAUGGGCAGUUUAUUAUUUGUUCGCCUCGUUCACCUCGCAAUUACCCUGGACAUCGUGCGAUAACGCUUGGAACACAGAUUCGUGCAUGCCGGUGACAAAUGAAAGUUUUACCGCCAAUCAAACUACCCCUGCCAGAGAAUUUUUCGAACGUAAAGUGUUGGAACAAUAUAAAUCGAAUGGUUUAGAUUUAAUGGGACCAGUUAAACCAACAUUGGCUGUGUGUGUCUUCGGUGUGUUUGUGUUAGUUUAUUUUUCUCUGUGGAAAGGUGUACGUUCCGCAGGUAAAGUUGUAUGGGUAACUGCUUUGGCUCCAUAUGUGGUGCUUAUCAUUUUGUUAGUUCGUGGAGUUUCGUUACCUGGCGCCGCUGAGGGCAUAAAAUACUAUUUAACUCCUGAAUGGCAUAAAUUGCAAAAUUCCAAGGUUUGGAUCGAUGCCGCUUCGCAAAUUUUCUUCUCAUUAGGUCCGGGAUUCGGUACGCUUUUGGCCUUGUCCAGUUACAAUAAAUUCCAUAAUAAUUGCUAUCGUGACGCCCUAAUCACCAGCAGUAUAAACUGUUUAACUAGUUUUCUGGCUGGAUUCGUUAUAUUUUCAGUACUAGGCUAUAUGUCUUACGUUCAAAAGACUACUAUCGAUCGCGUCGGCUUAGAAGGUCCGGGCUUAGUGUUUAUUGUUUAUCCGGAAGCUAUUGCUACCAUGAGUGGCUCCGUAUUUUGGUCGAUUAUAUUUUUUCUAAUGUUAAUCACGUUGGGACUGGAUAGCACAUUUGGCGGCUUAGAAGCUAUGAUAACGGCUCUAUGUGAUGAAUAUCCCCGUACAAUAGGAAGAAGAAGAGAAUUGUUUGUCUUGCUAUUACUGGCGGGUAUUUACUUAUGCGCUUUACCGACUAUGACUUAUGGCGGAGUUUUUCUAGUCAACUUUUUGAAUGUUUACGGACCUGGUCUGGCCAUAUUGUUUGUCGUUUUUGUCGAAGCGGCCGGUGUAUUUUGGUUUUACGGCGUUCAACGUUUCUCUGACGAUGUGGAAAGUAUGUUGGGCAAAAGGCCCGGUCUAUUUUGGCGUAUCUGUUGGACAUAUAUAAGUCCACUCUUUUUAUUGGUAAUUUUUAUCUUCUCAUUUCUGGGCUACAAGGAAAUGUUGGGCGAAGAAUAUAAAUAUCCGGAUUGGAGUGUUAAAGUCGGUUGGGCUAUAACGUGCUCUUCCGUUCUAUACAUACCCGCCUAUAUCAUUUAUAAAUUUGUUUUCGCUUCUAAAGGCGAUUGCCGUUCUCGCUUAAAGCAAUCAUUUCAAGCGAAUAGAAAUGGCAGCAGUGCCCCAUCCAAUCCGCAGCCGAUCAAUGUGUGACAUGGGAUUACGGCAAAUCAACUACUUUUCGCAAGCAACAAAUAUAACGACAUUUUCAAACGUCAUUCACCAACAACAACAAAAACAAUAAUAAUAAUAAUAAAGAUAAUAUAUAAAAUAUUUAUACAAAAGCUUAUUGUGCUUGAUUCGCGGCGCGAUCAUCAAUCCAUCUCAAAUUCAUAUUGUACGGUAUAACGGAUAUUUGAACGUGCAAUAAAAAUGCUUACGUAAAUUAUUUAAUGUAAAUUUAAUGAUUAGAAUAAGAUUUAAUAAUUACAAUAAAUUUAAUAUUAAUUAUUAAUUAAUUAUAAACUAAUUAUUAAUUAUAAUAUAAUGUUACUUGAUUUGUAAAUUGAUGAACGAUAACGAACGAUCUAUAUAUGUCGAUGCUAAUGCUGAGGACAAUAAUUACGCAGUGGUGCUCAGCAGUAAUUGUAAACCACUUAAUCAACAAUAACAACAACAACAAUAACUGACGGACGGACAUAACUAGAUUUGAAGCUAAAAAAUUUAUAUAUAAAUAUAUUGUUAAAUUCCCGCCACGUACAAAGAUAAUAAAUAAUAAUUAUAUAUAUAUACAAAUACAUAAACAAAAUAGCAGUAAUUAAGCUUAAUACAUUUGCAUUAUUUCAUAUAUAAUUUAUUUAACAUAAG